Molecule: messenger RNA, 1586 nt
Organism: Perognathus longimembris pacificus (Pacific pocket mouse)
Lineage: Eukaryota; Metazoa; Chordata; Mammalia; Rodentia; Heteromyidae
Gene: Gpr39
Product: G protein-coupled receptor 39
Exons: 2
Coding region: 219-1586 (455 amino acids)
Biological process (GO): G protein-coupled receptor signaling pathway
Cellular component (GO): membrane
Molecular function (GO): G protein-coupled receptor activity
Source: RefSeq, a predicted model, not a curated record
CUAAAAGCACACCCCAGACGCCUCUGCCUCUCCUAGGCUGGGCUACUCAGGAAGUUUUCACGAAAGCUCUGAAAUAACAAAGUUAAACUUUGCCCGGCGAACUCAAGGGAGAGAAAGUCUGCUGCUCCCACUGGAGUGAGCUGCAGCCCAGAGUUUUGGAGGAAAAAGGGGGAGUUGAGAAGACUUUUUGGAUCUGGUAGCCUGUGAUUCUUCUGCUGAUGGCUUCCCCUGGUGGCACCAGCAAAGAUUGCUCCAAUGUCAUCGAUCACAGCCAUGUUCCCGAGUUUGAGGUGGCCACCUGGAUCAAAAUCACGCUCAUCCUGGUGUACCUGGUUAUCUUUGUGGCGGGCAUUGUGGGCAACAGUAUCACCAUUCGGGUUACUCAGGUGCUGCAGAAGAAGGGGUACCUGCAGAAGGAGGUGACAGACCACAUGGUGAGUCUGGCGUGCUCCGACAUCCUGGUCUUCCUCAUCGGCAUGCCCGUGGAGUUUUACAGCAUCAUCUGGAACCCCCUGACGACACCCAGCUAUGCCGUGACCUGUAAGCUGCACACUUUCCUCUUCGAAGCGUGUAGCUACGCCACGCUGCUGCACGUGCUGACGCUCAGCUUUGAGCGCUACAUUGCCAUCUGUCACCCCUUCAGGUAUAAGGCCCUGUCCGGGCCCUGCCAGGUGAAACUGCUGAUUGCUUUUGUCUGGGUCACUUCCGUCCUGGUGGCAUUGCCCUUGCUUUUUGCCAUGGGUGUUGAGUACCCGCUGGUGAACAUGCCCAGUCAUGGCGGUCUCACCUGCAACCGCUCGCGCACCCGCCACCAGGAGCAACCCGAGUCUUCCAACAUGUCUAUCUGCACCAAUCUCUCCAGCCGCUGGGCGGUAUUCCAGUCCAGUAUCUUUGGUGCCUUCGCAGUCUACCUCUUGGUGCUGAUCUCCGUAGCCUUCAUGUGCUGGAACAUGAUGAAAGUACUCGUGAGAAGCAAGAAGGGCACACUGGCCAAGACUGGCCAGCAACUGCAGCUGCGAAAGGCAGAGAGCGAGGAGAGCCGCACGGCCAGGAGGCAGACCAUCAUCUUCCUGAGGCUAAUUGUUGUGACACUGGCUGUGUGCUGGAUGCCAAACCAAAUCCGGAGAAUCAUGGCUGCAGCCAAACCCAAGCACGACUGGACCAGGUCCUACUUCCGGGCAUACAUGAUUCUCCUCCCUUUCUCAGACACCUUCUUCUACCUCAGCUCAGUGAUCAACCCGCUCCUGUACAACGUGUCCUCACAGCAGUUCCGCAAGGUGUUCGGGCAGGUGUUGCGUUGUCACCUGACGCUACAGCAUGCCAAUCAGCAGAGACGCCUGCGUUCCCACAAGAGCUCCACCACCGGGAGUGCCAGCUCGGCCCGCAGCCCUCUCAUCUUCUUGAGCUCCCAGCGCAAUUCCUCUGCAAGGAGAACUAAUAAGGUUUUCUUAAGCACGUUUCAGUGUGAGGCAGAGCCAGCUCCCAAGCCCCAGCCAUCGAGUUGUGAGUCACCACAGCCCAACUCUGAGGCAAAACCAGUCAAUCUGGCCGCAGAGAAUGGCUUGCAGGAGGAGCAUGAAGUGUGA